GACACACUAAACGAAUUAAAUAACACUAUUGGUGGAAUUUCAAUGUUACACUUAUUUGCCUGCUUAUCCGUAUGUGGGCUGCCUGUUUGUCUGUCCAUCAUAUGAAUCCAUAUUCAGUUCCUUUAAUUAUAUCUAUGCGCCAAUGUAAUUAGCAGGUCAACAGGUUUCUUUCUGUUGCAUCUUAAACCAUCCUACUGUAAAUCACGAGAAUGGCAUUGCUUUUAUUCACUAUUGCCUGCUUACUGUUUCUUCAACAGAGGAACAUAAAUUCUGAAUAUUACACCGCUGUUGUUGAUAUAACGAAAGCAUGGAGGUUAAGUAAAGAAUUGGUGUCGGAUCUAAAUUCUUACAUCGCUCUUGAAGAGGAACGACUUAAUCGUAUUCGGAAAGUUGUAAAAGUCUUAGAUGCUGAUGGAUCAAUUAGCGACUCCUCAUCAACACCAAACCAACAAAAUGAUGAUCUGGAAGAAUAUUUAGGCAAUCCGAUUAAUGCGUAUCUUACAAUGAAGCGUCUUUCAUCAAGUUGGAAAUCGGACAUCAAUCAACUUGUUGACAGUGUACCAAAUGGCCUUCAGAAUAAUGAUAAUAAUGGGUCAGAUGAUUUGAAUAUUUCUGACCCUCAAAGCACAAUCACAAUGAAUACAAUUCGAUCACGUGUUAAACUUCGUACAGAUAUGCUACCUGGCGAUAAUGAUGUCAGUGGUGCAGUAGAUGCGAUUCUACGCUUACAGUCUACAUAUAAACUACCAGCUAGACAACUUGCCUAUGGUCAGUUAAUUGAUAAUCUAUCGACUCCUCAACUGAAUGCUGCCCAAUGCCUGGAGGUAGGUAAACAAGCCUAUUCACAGGGUGAUUUUGAGCAAUCAGAAGAAUGGUUUCGUGUAGCAUAUGAUCGGUUAUUUGAAAAACUAGAACGCAAAGAAGGAGUUGUUGCACAGGGAACUACCAUCUCAAGUGACGAAACUGAAGAAAACGAACCGACAGUAGGACAAAUUUUAGACCAUCUUGCCUAUUCUCUCGGACGACAAGGAAGAUACGCUGAAGCAUUGAAUAUAACACGUUUACUCAUUGAAGAGGAACCGACGAAUACACGAGCUAUCAACAAUGAAGCAUACUAUGUAGAACAAAUAGAUAGAGGUGAAGGAAGAAUCGGUCCGAAUCCUCGUUCUCAAGCCAUAACAAAGCAUGAUCAAGAGACUGAGUUAUACGAAUCAUUAUGUCGUAAUGAAAAUCCCUUGCCUGCAGUCCCGUCACAUUACUUAGUGUGUCGAUAUUAUAUUCCUCAUGCGUUUUAUAGAAUUGGUCCACUUAAGGAAGAAAUUUUAAAUCCUGAUCCACGUAUUGUUAUGUGGUAUGAUUUAAUUUUUCCAUCGGAAAUUGAAAAAAUCAAGGAAUUGGCUACACCAAGACUUCGUAGAGCAACGGUUAAAAAUCCAGUAACUGGCAACUUAGAGGUAGCCUUCUAUAGAACCAGUAAAAGCGCUUGGCUUCCACAUUCUAUGAGUGAAAUUACUGACCGGAUAAGUCAGCGUAUACGUGCUGUUACGGGUUUGUCUCUUGAGACUGCUGAAGAUCUACAAGUUGGUAAUUAUGGAUUGGGUGGACAUUAUGCUCCACACUUUGAUUUUGGUCGAAAAAGAGAAAAAGAUGCGUUUGAAAUUAAGAAUGGGAACAGAAUAGCAACGAUUAUUUUUUAUGAUCAAAUAGUCACAAUUAGAGUUUUGAUCAAACUCCUCUAAAAUAAGCUACAUUCUUUUUAUUCUCAUUUGCCUACAAUUACUGAAAUCCAAUUAAGGACAGAAGUCAUAACAUUAUAUAUGGAACGGGAGAUCUGAAUUUACUGCGUGAAUUGAAAUUAUACUGUGCCAAUUACUUAUCUGAUGUACAAGCAGGAGGAGCCACCGUAUUUAAUCGCAUCGGUACACGUGUGGUCCCUAAGAAAGGAGCUGCUGGCUUUUGGUUCAAUCUUUUGCCAAGUGGAGAAGGAGACCUACGAACUAGACAUGCUGCUUGCCCAGUUUUAGCCGGCUCAAAAUGGGUAAUGAAUUUGUGGUUUCAUGAGCGUGGUCAAGAAUUUCAUAGACCAUGUGAAUUAGAGCGUGGGACAGUCGAAACAGAUGAUGGUUUUUAAUUAUAAUCACUUCUGUUUCUUUGGAAACUAUGCAUUCACUAUAUUACUUGUUUGUAGUUUCCUUUUGUAUUCAUUUUGUUGCUACCACAUAUACUAUGCACUGAUGAUUUUGCUAAAUAACCUUUGAAAUGCUUAUUUUCAUUGAAAACAGUAAAGUAGUGUAUUAGUGAAUAUUUCAGUGCAUAAAAUAUAAUCAGUUUUAACUGAUUUCUUUUUCUAUGCUUCCUUAUGACGAAUAAUUUUUCUUUCUAAAAAGAAUGAUCUGGUACACAUGGCUUAUAAAUCUGAUGACUCAUCA
Molecule: messenger RNA, 2429 nt
Organism: Schistosoma turkestanicum
Lineage: Eukaryota; Metazoa; Platyhelminthes; Trematoda; Strigeidida; Schistosomatidae
Source: the annotation of a GenBank genome assembly